CCUUCCGCAUCUUGGUCCCGCAUCUCCUCCUCUGAUGAGCACACCCGAUUUAUACACCGCCAGCGGGGACAGCGGCACCCACAUCUCCAUCAAUGAUCCAGUUGCCCCCAAUGAUCCCACUUACUACGGUGCGACGCUCAACUCCGAGAUCUCCUCGACCGAGCAUGAUCCUCUGUUUUCAGAACCCGAUGAAGUUGACAAGGCCGACAAGAAGCGCAAGCGCAUCAUCCUGAUCACCGUCCUUUCGGUGUUCGGAGUUGCUCUCUUUUUGACGCUCCUUUUUACGCUCAUUAUCCCGGCCGUCAUCACCGCUUUAAUGGGGCACUUCAUCCGUAAGGCUGAUGUCGAGAUCUACUCGUUGGAGCUGCUGGAUGUGAAGGAUGGUGUGUCAUCGGUCCAUCUCCGGGCUGCCAUCCUGGCAGACGCUCCCUUUUCCACGUCGGGUGUGCUGCACUCCGGUCCAGUGGAUGUCCUUGUGCCUGAUCCUCUGCUCUGCCCCCAGCCUCCGCCUCCGGGCGAGGCUGGGGGGUUCCGCUUGCGAGCUGCCUCGCAAUCCGGCUCCUCCCCCUCGGGGUCCUUUUCUUCGUCCACCAGUGGAGGCUCCUCCUCGUCCUCGGAUUCCACGCCCCCGCCGGAGGAUGUUGAUCCCGGUUGCACGUAUGCCGUUGUUGGCUCAGUCAUGCUGCCUUCCAUCGAGUUUGAUGGGCUCCAUGUUGAGAUCGACAUCAUCGCCGACAUGAUCAUCCUUGAUGACCGCCUUCUCCACUCCUUCAUGGAGCGUGUGGCCAUGAGCGAGUGGACUUCGGCACGCAUGGCCGGGAAGUUGAAGAUCACGGCCAAGGUCCCGAUUUACUCCAAUCACACCGCCUUGGUAUCCAUCGACCAAAAGGCCAUUGUCCGUGGAUUCGUCGGCUUCGACCUCCUGGUGGAAGAUAUCAUCUACAGCGACUCGACCCUUGACACGCUGACUCUGGGCUUUGUUGUGGCCCUGCACAACCCCUCCACCGUGGCAUUCAGCUGGCCCCUCAAGGUGCUGGCCUCUCAACUGGAUGUCUUUUACUACGGGGCCGUUCCCCCGGUGGAGGGUGCCCCCCGGCCCGAUCCGACGGUGUCUCUCGGGCUGAUGGAUGUCGAGGGGGUGGUCGUGCAGCACGGCCUCAACCGACUGACCAUGUAUGGCACGCUUAUCAACACGCCGGCCAGUGCGCCGGUCAUCGGCCAGUUUAUGGCGGACUACGUCACUGGCAGUGCUGUCGACUUGCGCGUCAGCGGCUCCCUCAAGCUGGACCUCGGGCUUCCGGAGCCCGAGCCGGAUGCCGUGGCCACCAUCACCGUGGGCCAUGUGCUGCCGGCUCUGGCCGAGCCCCUGAUCGAGGGGGUAUUCAUCGACUUCAGCGGUGGCCUGCCACUGCCUGGCCCUGGAGGGAUCACCCUUCAUGGGCAGGCCAAAUUCCGCAUGCCCUUGGGGUUUGACCUGCACAUUGUCCGCGGCAGCUUCGAUGCCUACUCGCACAACUGCGAUGCGGUCCUUGACCGGGUCAACCUCGACUGGUCGAAGAAUCCCCUGCUUCUGCCCUCUCGCCAGGCCAUCUGCGUGCCGAUCUCCAUGAAGGUGAGCAUCUCGAGUGCCUCUUGCUUGUUCAAUGCCUUCCUCCAGGGCGAGGAGUUGCUGGUGUCCUGCCAUGCGGCCGAGCUCCUGGUGCGCGUCGGGGUCUUCGAUUUGCUUGCCCAAUUUGACUAUGGUCCGGUGGUAGCCUCACCGCGGCGAUGCACCGUGUGAUGAGGCGAUAUCCGGCCUGUGCCUCCCUCCUUGCGGCUUUUUUUGUCCUUGUGCUCUUCUCCUCGCGGGGAACUGGGAGGGGGGGGGGGAGAUGAGAGACGAAAAAAGUCCCCUUCUCUUGCUCCGGAGGCGCGCGGCAUGCAACAGUGUUGUGCUCCCCCCCCCCCCCCCC
Messenger RNA from Fonticula alba, 1952 nucleotides. RefSeq lists its product as hypothetical. The transcript is spliced from 6 exons. The coding region runs from base 35 to 1780 and encodes 581 amino acids. NCBI's taxonomy places the organism in Eukaryota, Rotosphaerida, Fonticulaceae. The record is from RefSeq and is a predicted model, not a curated record.